Penicillium cinerascens is the source of this 1158-nucleotide messenger RNA. RefSeq lists its product as uncharacterized. Gene Ontology annotation, molecular function: transmembrane transporter activity. The record is from RefSeq and is a predicted model, not a curated record. Gene Ontology annotation, cellular component: fungal-type vacuole membrane. Gene Ontology annotation, biological process: transmembrane transport. The transcript is spliced from 3 exons. The coding region runs from base 1 to 1158 and encodes 385 amino acids. NCBI's taxonomy places the organism in Eukaryota, Fungi, Ascomycota, Eurotiomycetes, Eurotiales, Aspergillaceae.
AUGGCGAUCUGCAAGAGUGAGGAUGUCGAACAGUCUAUUUCGGAGAGUCAAAAUUUUGAGUUGAAUGAGACCAACGGCAGCCGUUCAGAUCUUGCCAUCCAAGAUGAUGUACAUUUUCCAGAUGGUGGUGUCAAAGCUUGGCGUACCGCUCUUGGUGGGUUCCUGGCAUUCAUUGCCAGCAUUGGUUUCAUGAGCGGUGGCUCCAUAUUCCAGAGCUACUACAUUACAACGACGCUGUCCUCAUCGGACCCUUCCGACAUUGCCUGGAUUGGGAGUGUGCAGCUCUGGGGUUGCUUUUUCUUUGGGAUUUGGGCCGGUAGGUUGUCUGACAAGUAUGGACCAGCCUUGCCCCUUGGGGUGGGAACCUUUUUUAUGGUUCUUGGCACCAUGAUGGCUUCUAUUUCGAAGAAGUACUAUCAGUUCCUAUUAUCCCAGGGAUUUUGCGAGGCAUUAGGAAUGGGCUUGAUCUUCACACCGGCUCUAGCAGUCCAGUCACAGUGGUUUUUGAAAAGACGCGGCUUUGUUGUUGGAGCCGUCAUGUCGGGCCAAAAUGUAGGAGGAAUAAUUUGGCCCGUGAUGGCCGAUAAGCUCCUCAAUUAUGAUGGAGUGUCAUUGGGCUGGACGCUACGCAUAAUUGGCUUCAUGCAGCUGGGUUUGAUGAUUGCUGCCACUCUAUUAGUCCAGCCGAGAUUUCCGCGGAUCUCGGAAUAUGAUGUGCUCCCUGUGAGACGAUAUUUUACCGAUAAAAGGACUAUCAUGUUUACGAUCGCAUUUAUCAUCAUGGAUUUGGGGAUUUAUAUCCCGUGGUUUUAUAUCACUCCCUAUGCAAUGCAAAGCGGUGCCUCUGCGAGUCUCUCUUUCUACACCGCAGCAAUCCUGAAUGGCGGCGCGUUUUUGGGAUGUUAUGCCUUGGGAAUUAUAGCGGACUCCGGAUGGGGUUUUUUUAAUUCUCUCACAGUGACCACUUUUGCAUGCGCGGUGGUCGCCUUCGCAUGGAUUGGUGCACAACACAUUGAUGCCAUCAUUGUGUGGGCUGUAAUGUACGGCGUUUUGUCCGGUGCUCUUCAAGCCAUAUUUUCACCAUGUUUAUCUCUCCUGGCACCUACGCCAGAGGUGAUUGGGUCUUGGAAUGGUAAGCGACUUUAUUACUCUCUUUGA